Molecule: messenger RNA, 1779 nt
Organism: Gasterosteus aculeatus aculeatus (three-spined stickleback)
Lineage: Eukaryota; Metazoa; Chordata; Actinopteri; Perciformes; Gasterosteidae
Source: RefSeq, a predicted model, not a curated record
GAAAUAUUGUUUUCACCGACGAGAAACUCGCGAGACACGACGAGUUUCACGUUUCCGCUUUCACAGAAAUGGCUCCUUAAUCUCCACAUUUCUCGUGAGAAAAGGAAACUAAACGUAACGUAGAUGGUAUUUAGACUGGCCCUCCUCAUUAGAAAUGGCAGCAGUGGCCGGAGUGAAGGCUUUCCUCAGCUCCUAUCGAUCGGCGGCCUUGCAGCGACGCUUCGGGCACAUGCCGGCACAGCUGACUUCAACCGUCCCUCCCAGGGGUCUCUGCAGUGCCCCGAUGAAAGCGAACGAGCCGAAGACGCCGGCGCCCACGGAGAACGAAUCUCUGCUGGAGAACCUGAACCUCAUGGGAGUCGACGUGAAGAUGGCACGCCAGCGACAGCCCGGGGUGCUUCGCAAAGCCUUCACCAACGAGCGAGGGCUCGCAAAGUUCCUGCAGGGUAAAGGCGCCAGCUCCACGGUAGUGGCCGGCAUCGUGUCGCGUUACCCCCGCGCCAUCACGCGCUCCAUCGAACACUUGGAACAUCGUUGGGAGCUGUGGAGAGACAUCUUCGAGACCGACGCGGAGAUCGUGAGCAUCGUGGAUCGCUCGCCGGAGUCCUUCUUCCGGUCGAGUGAUAAUGACAACUUGAAGAAGAACAUCGCUUUUCUGACCUCGCUGGGACUGAACAAUAAAGACCUCCAUCGGCUGCUGACCACGGCGCCGCGGACCUUCUCCAACAGUUUAGAGCUCAACAGGCAGAUGGUGGAGUUUCUGGAAGACGUCUGUGCCGAACUCGGUGGGGAGAAUCCAGAGCAGUUUCCUAAAUCUGUCAUAUCCAAAAACCUUUACAUUCUCAUCCGAAGUACAAAGAGAGUCAAGACAAACAUCGAUAUCCUCCGAGCUUUUCUGAAGUUGAGCGAUUCAGAACUGCUCGGUCUUCUCCAAGGCCCCGUAGCUCAGAUAAUUGACCUUUCCAAUGAAUAUCUAAAAAAUAAUUAAACUCUCCAGCAGAGGCUGGUUUCCCAUGGCUGUAGGAAAUCUGACUUAAAGAAACUAGUCCUCAGGUAUCCGAUGGUUCUGUACAUUGGGUCGGACACGCUGAGCUCCAAACUGGACUGUCUGCUAAGUGGAGGAAUAGCAAUGCAGCAAAUACUGGAAAAACCCAAAGUUUUAGACUACAGCACACAGAACAUUACAGGGCGACUAGAGGAGCUGCAUAGAGUGAGAUAUGACUUCAAGAAGAACGGCAUCAGCGUCCUGGACUCUAGUCAAAAGCGGUUUGAUGCAAAGAUGGAAAAACUUCGUGCAGGACUAGACGACUGAAGGAAACCGUCUGUAUUACGAUGUUACAUGAUGCUGGAUGCCGCUUUCACUUUCACCUUUGUUUCACGCUAGUUGUUUUUUGUGGUCACUAGAUUAGGAUUUCUGUCUCUCCAAUAGUGUUUCAACAUAGUUGGUAGGGCUAUUACGACAAACAUUUCAUUAUGGAUGAACUUGCCGAAGGUUUUUCUUGAUUAAUAAGGUAAUUUCAUAUUCUCCAGGAUCACAUUCCAAAUUUUGGCCAACCAAUAAUAACCACAAUAUUAUUAUUUACUGUCACAGAAGAAACCAAAACAAUGAAUCAAUUAUCAGAUUUCUAUUUUUUUCUUCAACUCCAAUAGCUUUCAUGCCAAACAUGUAUCUACACAUGCAUUAUUUUUUUUUGUUUUUAGAUUUCAUGUUGGAAUUCAUGUGAGGAUGCAAUCUUACAAUAAAAUCGAUACCAAAAGGUAUCUGACUGAAUGUUUAAA